AAGUUUUCGUGCUCCUCGCCAUCCUCACCAGCUUACUUGGAAUUGACACAUCAUGGCUCCGUGAAGACGACAGCACCUGCUUCUUCUCAUGCCCCGGUUUCGCGUUCCCAAUGCUAGCCUCAUCGCCAGCGCCGACUUUCUCAUCCUUCCGUUUCUCGCUCCGAGAGUCUUCGCCCAGUCAUCGACGACGAACGCACACAGGCAACAGCAUGGAAGACCUAGCGCAACACGGGAUAAAGAGAAGGGUAGAUCAAAAUGGUUAGAGGAACAUAAUAGGGUUGAACAUCACGACGUUAUCUCGAACCCCCGACAGACAAAUGUACCAACAUGUCGCAAGCGAUCCACACAAGACACUCCUGCUGCGGGGCUCCUACGGACUUCUGGCCAUUGGAACAAAAGAACCAACGGUCCUGUUUCUGUCAAUCGUCUCUAUGCGGAUAUAUCGACAUUCACUCGCCAGUAUGCCCGCUCAUACGCAACGACUACAUCCAGCAACCAAGGCACAGCAGAUGAGAAGAUGCUCUCGCGACCUCGAGCUCGUCGGGCGCAGUCCAAUCGCACUCGUGCUUCCUCGUCCUCCGUCCAACGCACACCUCUGCGAGCUGAGAGACAUUCAAAACAACUCUCCUUGGAACGUGCGCGACUCGACAACUACGUCUCCAGACUACCUGCCUGGUUCUCACGUACAAGGCGCGACCAAGAUGGCCGAUACAGGUCUCUUCAGCGCCGCGUGGCAAAUCUCGUCAGCUGGAACCAGACGCACCUUGAUCUGACUGACACUUCAGCAAAAGAGAAUGGGCUUCAAUACGCGUUUGCGGCACUGGAUCGGCCCGUCUACGCAUCUUUGCGAAGAAACACACGUAGCGUCGUUAUAAAACACGACCCACGAUGUGCGCGAUUGAGUUGGGCGCUCUUUGCGGGAGACACUGAAUCAAGCCCGCGCCAAGUAUGGGACAGGUGGAAGGGUCUCGACAUCUCGACGCGGAAAGCCUACGCCCAUAAGUUGCUCAUUUAUCUCCUCGAUCGUAAGCCUGGUCGCGCUUUAUACUUCAUACAAGCUUUGGUUAACGAUCCACGUACCUGGGGCCGGAAGCAAGAAGCUAUUGCCGACGCUCUCAGUCAUCUGUCCAAGCUUCAUCGACACCGAUUGUAUCAGGACCGAAGUUGGGGUACUGACCUAGAAGCACGCAAGCGCGAAUUCGUCCCGGCCUUCUUGCACGUCUUUGUCAAGACGUUAUCUGGCCAGCCUGAUUUCUGUUCUCAAGACUUACUGUACAAUCUGGUCGAGCUAGCCAAGAUAGACGAUCUGAAGAAAGUGUUCGAUUGCCUUGUGGAACACAAGGCACGCGUUGACUACGAUACAGUGCUACACUAUGCCACUGCGUUUGGGCAGGCUGGUGAAGUGCAGUAUGCCUUGAAAUGCCUUGACGCAUUAAAAAGCCGACAUUCAGCUAAGGCAUGGGAGUCUGUUGUGGCGCGUCAAAGACUUCGCUGGGUGUGCGCUGUCAUACUGCGAAGGAGCAUGACUGCAACCAAAGACUUUUAUCACACUCCGUAUAUUGUCGCUGCUUUUGUAAACAUGGGUAUCCAGAUGGACUUACUUCUUUACAAUGUCGUCAUACACAACGCAAUGGAAGCUGGAGAUCAUGCCACGGCUUUCAAGGUGUACAACACCUUCGAAAACAAUGACCUACAGCCAGACAAAUACACGUUCGGGAUAAUGCUCCAUGGAUGUACCAUGCAAGACGAUCCAGCCUUUUUCCAAAGAUUUGCACAAUAUUGCGAAGAGGUAGCACAAGAUAUCCAGGACUCCUGGCUAGCAACGGAGUGUCUCUACUAUCUGUAUGUACGCUACAGAGUUGAUGGAAGCGUCGAACAGACCUCUGCCAUGCUAUGGCAGUCCUAUUCCAGACUUUUUACGACAACGCCUCUGCAGCCAUUCGUUGGCUACGGAACCGCAAGCCUAGGGAACGCCGUGAUGUCACAAGAUUCAUCUACGCCAGAGUCUGUGCACAUUUCUCCUUCACAUGUAGCGCUAUACAUCAUGCUGCAGACAGAGAUUCAAUCAGCUUUGGCAGUUAGCAACAUGCGAGUCUAUAACUUAUAUCUCAAAUUCAAGUCGGUCGUGCAAGAGGGGGGUCAUCCGGCAUUCAAUGCAAUGGUUCGGCAGCCGCAAAUCUGGAACGCCUUCCUCUACGCCUUUUGUCAAAAACAGCAAUUCGCAAACGCAUCACAGCUCAUCCAAGACAUGACGGAUGGCCCAGCAAAGCCCAAUGUCUACAGCUGGAAUAUCUUUAUGCAGGCUUUCUUCAAGACAGGCCAGAUACAAGCGGCAGAACGAAUUUUCGAGAUUAUGCGCGACAGGGGCACUGAUCCUACCAAGUACACCUGGGGAGUCAUGGUGCGAGGAUAUGCAAAUGCUCAACUUGUCGACCAAAUCGACGAUAUCUUACCACAUCUAGACGCCGAGGACGAGUCGGACCCUGAUUUACUGCGAUAUUUGGCGAAAGUAGUCGAUCGGAGGAAGUUGAUGACUGUACUGGAGAGAAGCAGACUACAGAAAGAGGCGAUUGCGCUAGAGAGAGCGGAGCAAGAAGCUGAAGCAGAGCGAUACUGGUGGCAGCGGGCACUCGAAGCCGUCGAAGUAGCACCAACAAACGCUGUUACUUCGGUCCAAUCCGGUACGACGGGCUCUCCAGCUGUUGAACCCCCAACUUCUCCAACCGAAGAGCGUUCUGGUGUGACUGGCUCUUCUGUUGUUGAAUCCACUGUUCCUCCAACCAAAGAGCAAUCCGGCUUACACCAAGACCAAGCCAGCGACCCUCCAACUUCAACGGACCCUCCUCGGAUGCCUAGUAACCAGCCGAGAGCACCGCGCGCCAAUUUGCAAGACCCUGAAGUUCAAUACAGGAAGCUCCAAGAGCGGCUAGGUCUUGUCCAGCCUGCUGCCCCCAUGGUUGACGAUGGUGUCGAGCUCAAACCGACCAAGAAUUCCCACGCGGCGCCCGUCUUCAAGAGUAUGAUAGACUUGGACAAGUCCAAACCCAGGGUUACGGAGCUUGGCAAAGCUGCUAGUAUGCGGAAGAGGGCUAGGGUAAAUCUCGCAAGACCGAAAGGUAGAGGUGAUUUGAGAUAAUGCGACUUGUUUGUAAUUAAAAUGGGAUAUGUGUAAUCCAUCCGCCUAUCGACGGAUUAUUCCAUGAUGAACUACGCUCUUGCUUGAUAUCCUUGCGAUG
Messenger RNA from Alternaria rosae, 3236 nucleotides. RefSeq lists its product as uncharacterized. The transcript has a single exon. The coding region runs from base 89 to 3136 and encodes 1015 amino acids. The record is from RefSeq and is a predicted model, not a curated record. NCBI's taxonomy places the organism in Eukaryota, Fungi, Ascomycota, Dothideomycetes, Pleosporales, Pleosporaceae. Gene Ontology annotation, molecular function: protein binding.